Rubroshorea leprosula is the source of this 2363-nucleotide messenger RNA. The record is from the annotation of a GenBank genome assembly. NCBI's taxonomy places the organism in Eukaryota, Viridiplantae, Streptophyta, Magnoliopsida, Malvales, Dipterocarpaceae.
CGGCGGCGGCUGCGGCGGCGACUAGUCUCUGAACUGGGUUAUUCCAGGAGAAGCUUUGCAUUUCUCUACAGUUUGCGCUUUAAAUCAACUGCACCAUUAAAAAGCAAGAAACUUUUCCAGGGAGAGAGAAGGAGAAAUGGAGUGUGCUAGCAGACCCUUCUCUCUUCAUGGAAGCUUAGCCUUUAUUCCAUCAUCUACUUCCUUUCUGAGAUAUAGAAGCUUACCUGGUUCCAUUUCCCCAUUUUUCUUUUCGUCUGUUUUCAACUCCUGUAGCUUAAGAAUUGUGAGGGCGAGCUCUAAUUCUGAAGCAACUUAUUCAAACUCAAUUAUAAACGAAAGGCCCUUACUAUGCCCUUUGCUACAUGACAAUGGUGGUUGUGAUGGUAACAACAACAACAACAACAAUAACAGUGGUCCAUUUAAUUUUGAUUCUUGGUGGCAGUGGAAUGAGGAUUCUUCGGCUUCCUGUUCUUGUUCAUUCCUAUUGUUCCUUUACUCACUUUAUUCUUCCUUUUUCCACUUCCAAGUAUCUUCUGCCCUGGCAAGAGCUAUUAGUGAUUAUGAGGGGGUUAUUUCAGAAGUGAGAGGGAGCAAGCAGACCAAACUUAUUCCUGACAUAUCAAAGGAUGUUUUUGUUGCUUUAAAUGAGAUUGAAAGAUUGUCAAACUCAUUGUCUAUGUCUACUUUGUUGCUUGAAUGCAAAGACCUCAUGAAGCGCUUUUUGCUACCUGAAGGGUUCCCUGAUAGUGUUACCAGUGAUUACUUGGACUACUCUCUCUGGAGAGGUAUCCAGGGUGUUGCCAGCCAAAUUAGUGGUGUUCUUGCCACUCAAGCAUUGCUUUAUGCUGUUGGUCUAGGCAAAGGAGCUAUUCCAACAGCUGCUGCCAUCAAUUGGGUCCUUAAGGAUGGAAUUGGAUAUCUAAGUAAAAUUAUGUUGUCUAAAUAUGGAAGGCAUUUUGAUGUCCACCCUAAAGGAUGGAGGCUGUUUGCUGAUCUCUUGGAAAAUGCUGCCUUUGGAAUGGAGAUGUUGACUCCAGCUUUCCCCCAUCUUUUUGUUUUCAUUGGGGCUGUUGCUGGAGCAGGACGCUCAGCAGCUGCUCUCAUCCAGGCGGCUACUAGGAGUUGCUUUUAUGCUGGUUUUGCUGCUAGACGAAACUUUGCAGAGGUUAUUGCAAAGGGUGAAGCUCAAGGAAUGGUGAGCAAGUUUAUAGGUAUUAUGCUUGGAAUAGCAUUGGGUAACUGCAUAGGCUCUUCUACAUCUCUUGCCCUUGCUGCUUUUAGUGUUGUCACCUGGCUACAUAUGUACUGCAAUCUGAAGUCAUACCAAUGUAUUCAACUAAGGACUCUAAAUCCUUAUCGUGCAAGUUUGGUUUUUAGCGAAUAUCUCCUUAGUGGCCAAGCACCAUCAAUCAGAGAAGUCAAUUAUGAGGAACCACUUUUUCCGGCUGUACCAUUUCUUAAUUUAAAAUCAGGAGAUAGGCUUGAGGACCAACUAUUUGUACUAUCGUCUGAAGCUAAGGAUGCUGCUGCUGAAAUUGAGAGUAGGCUGCAGUUGGGAUCAAAACUAAGUGAUGUUGUAAAUAGUAGGGAGGAUGCACUUGCAUUGUUCAAUCUGUAUAGAAAUGAAGGCUACAUUUUGACUGAGCACAAAGGAAGAUUCUGUGUGGUCCUUAAAGAAAGUUCUUCGCCACAAGACAUGCUCAAGUCACUGUUUCAAGUUAAUUAUCUAUAUUGGUUGGAGAGAAAUGCAGGAAUUGAAGCAAGCAAUGCCUCUACUGACUGCAGACGAGGAGGUAGGCUACAAAUUUCCCUAGAUUAUGUUCAGAGGGAAUUCAACCAUGCUAAAAUUGAUGGUGAAUUAGUUGGUUGGCUCACUGAUGGCCUUAUUGCUAGGCCUUUGCCAAAUAGAAUACGUCUGGGUUACGUGGGUUCAUAAACUGCGAGUUGAUGCCAUAUAGAUAAGGAAAAUGGUUCUUUUGAUUGAAAAAUGGAUAAUAGUGUGACUUGAUCCGGGGAGCUUGUUCACCCUUGUCUGUUCUUUUUUUUAUUGAUUCAUUGUAGGAAGGAACCCAAGUUUAACUUAGAACGCUGUAACAAUUGAAGGGACAAGGCCCUUCUUUCUUUUGUUUCUUGCGCAAUAUUUAAAGGGCGAAAAAAAGGGCGAGAUCAACAGCACUUAUAGUAUUUGGUUCAGUUCCGUGUGCCUGUUAAUGCUCCUAGCACAUAUUGCCUGUUUCAGAAUUUGCUCUUUUAGUAGAACUUUUUAAAAGGGUUAUCUGUUUUGCUUAACAGUUUACACUUGGCAAAAGUGUUAUUUCGGUAGUAUUUGUAGAAGUGUUGAAUAAUGAAACAAAGAAGUUUCG